AUGGGCUUUCGAAGAGGAGGGUUUCCAGUAUCCGAGGUGUACAAAAAUAGUGGCAGAGAAGACUUAAACCUCUCAAAAUGCACUAAUAUUCCUUGGUUCUGGGAGCCACACUUGGACCUAUUUCCUCAGUGGCUCUGGCUCUCAGACGACUGGAUAGCAGCCGACCAAGUCCCCGAACCGCCCUCACUGGAAUGGAAGACUGAUUCGGGCCAAGAUGCCGCCGAUGAUGAAGUACCGUCAUUGCAACUUGCCCCAUGGGGAGGAGUCCCGGAUUUUCUCCCUCAACCACCCGCCGAAGGAUACAUGUACAAUCACAAUGGUCCUUUUGUCAUUAUUUCAGACCCGACCUACAGAGGCCUCUCAGACGCCAAAUUGGAAAUUGUACCUCCCGGACCCUUCUGGAUCGGAGUCAAUGUUCAAGAUAGUCGGUGCAUGCCGCUCUCUGCCGGUGUCUUUGUCGGCUUUCGCAGAAAUGGUCGUCCACAGAAAAAUCCUUGGUGGUGGGAGUGUGUGUAUGCCAAACUAGAUAAAAGAGGACGUGUAUUUCUUCAUGCUUAUAACUACAACUAUCUGGGAAUGCCCCUCACACCUCUUGAUAACUACAGGUUCCGACCAAAACAGCGAGAUGUCAUCUGGAUUGCGAGUCUGGCAACGGCUACGAGGCAGCAGAUACAAAAGUAUGUCACCCAAGGGACACAACACUGGGAUGACAAGGGUGUUCUCUAUCAUGGUCAUGGCUGGGUUCGUAAUGAGCUCAGAGCGGCUUUUUUCUUGCCUCCAUAUAGGUUUUGA
Molecule: messenger RNA, 792 nt
Organism: Mollisia scopiformis
Lineage: Eukaryota; Fungi; Ascomycota; Leotiomycetes; Helotiales; Mollisiaceae
Exons: 3
Coding region: 1-792 (263 amino acids)
Source: RefSeq, a predicted model, not a curated record